Molecule: messenger RNA, 1591 nt
Organism: Bubalus bubalis (water buffalo)
Lineage: Eukaryota; Metazoa; Chordata; Mammalia; Artiodactyla; Bovidae
Product: cytochrome P450 2C42
Exons: 4
Coding region: 99-449 (116 amino acids)
Biological process (GO): xenobiotic metabolic process
Cellular component (GO): cytoplasm; intracellular membrane-bounded organelle
Molecular function (GO): heme binding; oxidoreductase activity, acting on paired donors, with incorporation or reduction of molecular oxygen, reduced flavin or flavoprotein as one donor, and incorporation of one atom of oxygen; iron ion binding
Source: RefSeq, a predicted model, not a curated record
AAGAGCAGUGGCUGCACUUUGCUGGAGCAGCCGUGAAGAGAUGCCCAACGUCCAAGGAAAAACAAAAUCAAGAAUUGGAGUUUACUGUUGAAAACUUGAUGAUCACUAUAUCUGAUUUGUUUGGAGCUGGGAUAGAGAUGACAAGCACCACUCUGAGAUAUGGGCUCCUCCUGCUGCUGAAGCACCCAGAGGUCACAGCUAGGUUCCAGGAAGAGACUGACCAUAUGAUUGGCAGACACCAGAGCCCCUGCAUGCAGGACAGAAGCCACGUGCCCUACGUGGAUGCUGUGGUCCACGAGAUCCAGAGAUAUAUUGACUUGGUAUCUCCACCAACCUGCCCCAUGCAGCGACCCAUGACAUUAAAUUCAGAAACUACCUCAUCCCCAAGAAAAAAAAUGUACAUUGUCUACAAGAAACUCAUUUUAGACCCAAAUACACAAAUAUUUUGAAUGUGAAGGAAGAAGAAAGAUUUUGCAAGCAAUGAGUAGCCAAGUGAAGUCUUCUUAAGAAAGCCUGUCCUCAAGAGAAACUGGUUACCAGAGCCUCACCUGCUGGGGUUUUAUCAUAUCCUAACUGACCUGAGAGAAGAGAAAUAUCCCAUCCAAUAAGGCCUAGCAUUCUAUGUGGGAGAAGUGAAAUUCUCAACUCUGGCCCACUCCACAUAUUCUGCUCCAUCUAAGGAGGGAGAAAAGCACUGAGAAACACACGUGAAGUUCACAGUCUAGAGGUACAGGCUAGCUAAAACUAGGCAAUUCCUAUCAAAAUCACUACUGCCUUCUUGGCAUAAAUUCACAAGUUUAUCCUAAUAUUCACAUGGAAAUUUAAGGGGCCCCCUAAAGCCAAACAAUCUUCAGAAGCAACAGCAAAGUUAGAGGACUUCUCCAUUGCAAAAGUAACUACAAAAAUUAAGACCACUAUAUGAUGUGAUACUGGCAAAAGACUGAUAAAGAUUACUGAAAUAAAAUGUGAGGGUUUAUUCGUGUAAUCUCAAUUUUGAGUCAACUGAUUUUUGACCAGGAUGCCAGGAUGACUAGUGGAAAAAAUAUUUUCAACAAACAGUGUCACAGACACCAACCUCCAACUCAAUCUCUAUGCCAAUUCAUUAAGCCUUCCCUCUUUCAUCCACCUACUAUUUCUUAUCAAUGCCUCUGCACUGCUGUAUACAGCAUACACCCAUCUGAAAUUCCACCCCCCCCCCAGUCUUUCACUGCAAAUAUAUUAAAAUUUAUUUCCAACCACUGGACAUUCAGGAAGCCCAGUUAGAUUAAAAAAUUCUUUUCCAUUCCCUCAUACAGUGGGUUGCAAUUACCAUGACCAUCUUUGGAUUACAACAUAAUAUUCCGUAUUUUCUAAAAUGUUUAUAAUUGUUUACAUUUCACAUGAGGUGUCAUUUUGUCUCUCCUUGGAGAGAUUCUUUGUCCCCAAUGAGCAGGAUCAAUUUUUACACUUAUUUAAUAAUCAAAUAUGGGGGAGGAGCCAAGAUGGUGGAGGAGUAGGAUGGGGAGAACACUUUCUCUGCCACAAAUUCAUCAAAAGAGCAUUUAAAAGUCGAGUAAAUUCCACAAAACAACUUCUGAAUGUCAGCAGAGGA